This is a messenger RNA of Cannabis sativa, 2996 nucleotides long. RefSeq names its product decapping 5-like protein. Gene Ontology annotation, cellular component: P-body. Gene Ontology annotation, molecular function: mRNA binding. The coding region runs from base 240 to 1718 and encodes 492 amino acids. The record is from RefSeq and is a predicted model, not a curated record. The transcript has 7 exons. Lineage: Eukaryota; Viridiplantae; Streptophyta; Magnoliopsida; Rosales; Cannabaceae. Gene Ontology annotation, biological process: cytoplasmic stress granule assembly; P-body assembly.
AAAUCAAUUAUUGAAUUUAUUCAUUUGUUUUUAUGUUCCUGUGCUCAAAGUUAUUUCAUUUUUUCUUCGAGCUAAGAUACGCAUCUUAGUCUUUUAGAUUAUUCCAUCCACUGUUAUUGCCCUAAUUUCACUUGUUUCGACUGAGAAAGACCUGAUUUCCCUCCACAAAAUUCGAAUCCAUCGCCGAUCGUCUCAGCUUCUUUCUAUUUCCCGCGAGAGCCCUACUGCCCUAGCUCACUAUGUCGAGCGAGCCGGCAGCAAGUGCUGGGGAUUCCUAUAUUGGGAGCUUCAUCAGCUUAAUUUCCAAGUACGAAAUACGUUAUGAGGGCAUCCUCUAUCACCUCAAUGUUCAAGACUCGACCAUUGGCCUGAAAAAUGUUAGAUCAUUUGGAACGGAGGGGCGCAAGAAGGAUGGUGCCGAAGUUCUUCCAAGUGAGAAGGUUUAUGAAUACAUACUGUUUAGAGGAAGUGAUAUCAAGGAUUUGCAAGUUAAGUCACCCCCUGCUGUUCAAACAGAAGAGGAGAUUCACAAUGAUCCUGCCAUCAUCCAGUCACAUUCUGCAGGGAUGCCCGUUACUUCUACACCGCUGGCAUCAAUGAGGAAGAACACUUUGAAAGAAUCAACUCAGUGGCAGGAUACCCCUUCUCUGACAAGGAGAUACCCUGGUGCUUUGCCUCCAUAUCAAUCUGCUGUCCAACUGGGUCAGCCUGAACUUUCCCCUGUGACUCAAACAUCAAUGUAUCCGCAAGGAUACAAUGCAACAUCCAUUAGUAGUUUGAGUAAUCCACAUCACCAAGUUACUAAUCAACUGCCACCAGUGAUGUUAGAUCCCUUCACCAUGCAGCAGUUGAUACAAUCCCCUGAAAUUCAGGCAUCUGCAACUUUGAGACCAGCCAAUAUAUCAGAAUUCAGGACCCCUGUAUCUUCAUCUUCCCUAUCUACAUCUGUAAAUACCAAGUUCUUCCCAUCUCCACAAGUACCACUACCAUCGUCCUUGCCCACACUUCCAUCUCUUUCAUCUGAUUCCACUUUUGUGACUACUAAUGCACUGACAAUGCCUUCAUUUACAUCGUCUGGCCAAGACUUAAACGUACACGGAACUCAAAUUGUUAAUAACUCUGUUUCUGAAUCAGAACCUGUGCAUCCUCUCCCCUCUGUGACAUAUUCUGCAUCUUCUUUACUUGGAUCAAACUUAGGUCCCUUGCUAACACAGUCUCCAAUUUUGCCAACACCAAAUCAAUCUGCACUCCACGGACCUCAAGUGCUUUCUUCUGCACAAAAAGCAUACUCUAAUCAAAAUGAAAUGGCUGCUGGGGUACCUAUGCCAACUUCGUCAAUUAAGCCUCCUGUUACUCAGACGCCAUUAUUGCCAUUGCCAACUGCCCCUCAACAGGUUUUCUUUUUCUUUUCUCUUUCCCUCUUUCCGACAAAUUGUUUAAUGGCUAUAAUUUAUCUUCAUCAAUUAAGCCUCAUGUUACUCAGACGCCAUUAUUGCCAUUGCCAACUGCCCCUCAACAGGUUUUCUUUUUCUUUUCUCUUUCCCUCUUUCCGACAAAUUGUUUUAAUGGCUAUAAUUAGUUUCUCUGUUAUAUUAUACUUUAUAACUUGCUUUAUUUUGAACAUAGAUGUUGCCAAGGAAAAAAAUUAUGAGGAAAAGACUAGGAAAAUUGAAGAGGAAAAUGAUUUACUAACUUUUAUUUUGUUUUUUUUUUCCUAAUAUAUUUAUAGAAGCUCUUAAUAACAAAAAAAUUAUGUCAAAUUGAAGUCUCACUUUUCUAUUAAAAAAAUUCUCUUUUUCUUUUUGAUUUGAAUUUAAAAAGAGAAUAUAUAAUCCUUUGAAAUUUAUUUUAUUUGCUUCCUUAAAUCCAAAUUCUGAACUCUGCUGCUCACUUGUUAGCCAAGAAUGCUUUAAAAUGUAAAGCUAGUGCUUGUAGGAAUAGGGACCUCCCUUUGAUGUUUGUCAAGCUUUGUAUCUGAUUUGUUUGCUGGUUCAAUGUAUUCCUUUUCCGAAGGAAAAAAAAAUCCAAAUUCUUUGUUUGUGUUCCAGGUGAUUUUUAGUUUUUAAUCAAAAUUGUAUAUUCACUGUUCUCAAGUAUAUGUACUCAUUCAAUGGAAACAAAAAAAAAAAAAAAAAACAAAGAGAGGAGAGAGAAGACCAUUGGUGAAUAUAUGGUGAAAGAAGAAUAGGUUUACUUGCUACUUGUAAUUACCAAGACUUCGUCAUUAAUAUAUUGCAUUAUUUUGUUCUGUUUCUUGAAAAGUGUAUUAUUAAUAUCAUAAAUAAUUAUUUAUGCAGACAGUGCCCUUUACUGAAGAGUUUGAUUUUACUACAAUGAAUGAGAAGUUCAAGAAGGACGAAGUCUAGGGAUACCUUGGAAGGGGAAAACCAACUAAUACACCAGAUGGACCAGAAGAAAAUGUAGGCAGUCGUCACUUGGAAGAGAAAGAGGGUCCUGCUUUGAUAACUAACCCAAAACCUGCAUAUAAAAAAGAUGACUUCUUUGACACAAUAUCGUGUAACUCGCUCAAUCAUGGCCGUGGGACAAUAAAUGGACAGAGUCAGUUUUCUGAGAGAAUGAAGCAGGACACCGAGACAUUUGGAUUUCACCAGAGAGCUAAUUUAGGAUAUGGUGGUGGACGUGGUGGCGAGAAUUUCAGGGGUGGACGUAAUUGGGGUAGGGGAUACGGCUAUGGUUAUGCAUAUGGUUAUAACUAUGGUGGGCAAGGAGGCCGAGGAGGAAACAUACCUUUCUAAUACCAAUCUGCAUUACAAUACUUCAACGCUGUAAUCGUUGUUAUCUUUGUUAAGUCAAAUAUCUACCUUGGUUUUUUUGUGAGGGUUGAGAUUGAGAGUCAGAAACAUAUUAGGACUUAAGUGAUCAUCUUGGGAUUUUUGUUUCAGAUGCUGGGUAAGGGACAAAACUACAAGCAUUUGCUUGUUCAUGUAAUUUUUAGUGCUCAUGAACUAGCCUUGUGCGUCUUCUGUUUCUAGCAA